Aspergillus ruber CBS 135680 is the source of this 771-nucleotide messenger RNA. RefSeq lists its product as uncharacterized. The transcript has 2 exons. The coding region runs from base 1 to 456 and encodes 151 amino acids. Lineage: Eukaryota; Fungi; Ascomycota; Eurotiomycetes; Eurotiales; Aspergillaceae. The record is from RefSeq and is a predicted model, not a curated record.
AUGGAUGAACUGAUCGGCCUUGUUCCCGGCAUAGCGCUCAGCGACAUGGUCAUCGACAAAAUCAAUAAGAAUGUCAGCUCGAUGAAGGGUAGUUUACCCGGAAACUGGCGCGAUCCGAGAGGCUUCUUGCAGUCCUCGACGCAGGCACCUGCCACUGCCGCUGACUCUGAAAAGACGCCAAAGCCUAGACCGUUGACAGAAGAGGAAAAGCUUACGGAUAUUUUUUUGCGUUGUCAAAGGGACCAGGCUCUGACGAGGAAGAAGACGAAUCUUUUGGUCUGGAUGAAGUCCAUUGUGCGGAUUCCUGUGACUGAGUGUCAAUACGUCAGCCCGGGCGACCCUGCUAAUGACUUUGACUGGACCAAGGAGUAUUUGAAGAGAUUCAAGGCUACCCAGUCUCUUCCGGAAGCAUACAUCGAGAACAUUCAGCCGAAGACUGAUGCUUCCAGCCAGUGAUUCUCUGCGGUGUAUUCGCGGUUUUAUUUGGUCUUUUUAUGCCACUUCGGUAACUAGAGAUAACUUCUUGUACAUCACCGUCUCAAUUCCUUUCCAUCUGGUCUUCUGACUUCAGUAUGUUAAGUCGAGGGCUACAGUAGUCCCUUGGCCCAGAUUACCAUCUGUAGACAUUCAGACGGGCAUUAGUUAACUACUCUUAGUCUCUUAGUCAUGAAAUGCUGCUCGCCCCAGGUAUCCUCUAAUAUAAAUGACCUUGCAUUGCUGCUGUGAGUAAUUAGCACUCAAAGCUGUAUUUGAGUCGGCCACGGGACAUAU